Alnus glutinosa is the source of this 1755-nucleotide messenger RNA. Its product is annotated as mitochondrial phosphate carrier protein 1, mitochondrial-like. The record is from RefSeq and is a predicted model, not a curated record. Lineage: Eukaryota; Viridiplantae; Streptophyta; Magnoliopsida; Fagales; Betulaceae. The coding region runs from base 366 to 1289 and encodes 307 amino acids. Gene Ontology annotation, cellular component: mitochondrial inner membrane. Gene Ontology annotation, biological process: mitochondrial phosphate ion transmembrane transport. Gene Ontology annotation, molecular function: phosphate transmembrane transporter activity. The transcript has 6 exons.
UUUGCUUUAUUGACCUCGAUAGCUAAUGCCAAACGUGGCCUCCUGCCUUUUUGGAACUGCGAUCUCCCUAGUGAUCUGUCCGUCACAAAAAACAUAGUAUUGUACUAUUGUAUAGAAAGGAAAGGACCCUCCAGUGGUAAUCUCACCCUUUUCCCCUUUGAAAAGAAAAGAAAAAACGAUAAAUGGAGAAGUUUUCUCUGAACGCAGUGAGCCAGUGAAAUACUAAAAAUGGGGGCUUUGUGUUUCUCAGGGUCAGGGAGAGAGAGAGAGAGAGAGAGAGGGGGGGGUCAGGAGUUACUAAGAGUAGUAGCAGAAAAUAAAUAUAUAUAUAUACACACACAUUGAGAGAGAGAAACUUAAAAAGGAUGGGAGGGGUUGAAGGAAGAAGAGUAAGCGAGGAACUAAAACCAUAUGGGUAUUUCGGGGUUUGCGCCGUCGGAGGAAUGCUCAGUGCCGGCACUACCCAUCUCGCUAUCACUCCUCUCGAUGUCUUGAAAGUCAACAUGCAGGUGCACCCAGUCAAGUAUAACAGCAUUUACUCAUGCUUCACUACCCUAUUGAGGGAACAAGGCCCUUCUGCCCUGUGGAGAGGUUGGGCUGGCAAGUUCUUUGGAUAUGGUAUUCAAGGAGGCUGUAGAUUUGGUCUAUAUGAAUACUUUAAGUGUCUCUACUCCAAUAUCUUGGUAGACCACAACAGAAGUGUCAUUUUCUUUAUUAGCAGUGCAUCUGCUGAAGUAUUUGCCAAUAUAGCUCUCUGCCCAUUUGAAGCAGUUAAAGUACGGGUUCAAGCACAGCCCCAAUUCGCUAAGGGUUUGCUUGAUGGCUUUCCAAAGUUAUUUGCAUCAGAAGGCCUCCUUGGAUUUUACAGGGGACUUGUACCACUUUGGGGCCGAAAUCUUCCCUUCUCGAUAGUAAUGUUCUCGACCUUCGAGCAUUCUGUUGAUUUUCUUUAUCAAAAAGUUAUUCAGAAAAGAAAGCAGGAUUGCUCAAAAAUUCAACAGCUUGGAGUGACAUGUUUGGCUGGCUAUGCUUCCGGAUCCAUUGGUAGCUUCAUCUCCAAUCCUGCUGACAACAUUGUUGCUUCUCUUUAUAACACAAAAGCUGAUAGCCUCAUGCUGCAGGUGGUGAAGAAAAUUGGGCUUGUCAAUUUGUUUACAAGAAGUCUUCCUAUUAGGAUAAUGCUGGUCGGACCUGCAAUCACUUUGCAAUGGUUAUUCUAUGAUGCCAUCAAAGUUCUAAGUGGAUUGCCAACUAGUGGAGAAGUUGCAACCGACAUCACAUCAGAGUAGAUGGAGCAGCAGCCUAAGAUCAUGUAAUUUUCACAUCCAACACAGUGACAAAGACCAUAACAUAUUUCAAGUGCAAAAGUGAUCACAGAUUGACACCGUAUGACUUUUGUGAUGGCAGCUUUUGAUUCUUUGCCAUCAGUUUUCUUUUGGAUGCAGCAAUUUUCUAGACAAAUAACCUACUUAGAAGCUAGAAGCUAUCAUAAAGUUCAACUUAGAAGGAUGGUAGGAAAGUCCAAAUUCUACAUCGGCAAUCCGGAUACCCGGAGGUUUUUCUGCAAUGUAAAAUUUAUGUACAAGGCUUGUUCAUAUUUUGGUAUAAUGCUUAUAUACUGCUCGGUUACCGUUUAGGAGGCUGUUGAAAUGGGUUGGACUGGCAGGCCGCUUUCAUUUAUGCAGUAUGGAAAAGUCACCAACUUAAGAAAACCCCAUGCCCUUAAUGUGAGAAACUGACAUUCCUGUUUAUUUU